This is a messenger RNA of Chenopodium quinoa (quinoa), 1191 nucleotides long. RefSeq lists its product as uncharacterized. NCBI's taxonomy places the organism in Eukaryota, Viridiplantae, Streptophyta, Magnoliopsida, Caryophyllales, Amaranthaceae. The coding region runs from base 1 to 1191 and encodes 396 amino acids. The record is from RefSeq and is a predicted model, not a curated record. The transcript is spliced from 2 exons.
AUGAGGGAACAUUUAAGGAGUAAGCGCACUGAUUUCAAAGUUAGAAAGGUCCUUAAGCAGUUGACCCAAAUUACUGAGAAAAUCACGAAGGUGGUGAGCAGGGAACACCGAAAUCCUGAGCUUGAUGCCUAUAGUGAAGUCUUUAAGAGGGUAGCUGCAGCUAAACCACCUGUUUACUUAGGAAAAGAGGACCCAGCCAGCCUUGAAAACUGGAUUAGGGAGUUUGACAAGCUAUUUGAUGCUAUCAAUUGCCCAAGUGAGAUGAGGGUAAACAAUGGGGUUUACUACUUGAGGGAGGAAGCUGACUUAUGGUGGGCCCAAAGAAAGUAUGAGUUGCUGAAAAGACCAAACUUUGGGUGGGAUGAGUUUAAGGAAGCCUUGAGAGAGAAGUUUUACCCUUCCUACCUUAGAAAGCAGAAGUGUAUGGAGUUUACCAACCUAAGAAUGGGAAACAUGUCAAUCAUUGAAUACUACAACAAGUUCAUUGAUUUGAUGAGGUUUGCCCUGGAAGUAGUCCCUACUGAAACCAUAAAGGCUCAAAGAUUUGAGCAAGGCCUAACCUUGACCCUCCAAGGGAAGCUAGGGGGAGUGACUUUUGAGACCCUAAAUGAAGUCUAUGGCCGUGCAACCCAUCUAUACGGAAUUAAGGGGAGGGAGAUGGAGCAGAAGUUGGGACACCGUGAGUAUGAGUGUUUCAAGAAGGAAGCUGAUGUUAAGUUUGGGAAGGUAAAAGAGUCUAGUGCACCUAGUAAGCCACCUCAGUCUAGUGGACCUACAACCAAGGCAGGAACCAGUAGCGGUGCGGGUGGUGCCUCAAAGGGUCGUGUGUUCGUGAUGAAUAGUCGGCAGGAUGAGUCUGCUAAUGAUGUGGUAAUUGGUGUUUUCUUUUUAAGUUCUUCUCCUGUGAAAGUCUUCUUUGAUUCAGGGGCGUCACAUUCUUUUAUUUCUAAGGAAGUAGUUGGGAGUCUCGGGUUAGAGAGUCCUGAGUUAGUUUCUCUACAUGUGUCUAUUCCGUCUGGGGAAGUGAGGAGUUGUUCGAGAUUGUUUUUGAGUGUGCCUAUUUCCAUCUCUGAGGUUAAGUUUCUGGCUGAUUUGAUCGAGUUUGACUUGAAUGACUUUGAUGUGAUUCUGGGUAUGGAUUGGUUGGGAAAGUAUGAAGCAAAGAUUGUGCGGCUGAAAAGGUCACCUUGA